GUGUUUGUAUUUCUGACCGUGAGCCCGAGUCUGCACAUCCAGUGCGUCGCCCGCGUCACGCAGCUGCCGCCUGCGCCGGCCGACGAGGCGUCGAUGACGCCGCUGGAUGCAAGUACGCUGCCACACAGCGAGUGGCGCCAUGCGAUCGGCGUGCAGUGGCUCCGGACGGCCGAGAUCCCGUACGAGACCGCCGACACGAUCCCGACGACGACCGACACGCCGCUCUCCAAGACACUCAACGGCGCGACGCUCGUCAAGGAGUGCGGCCAUGGGCUCAUGCACAAGCUCUUCUUCCACCCGAUGAUCCGGCUGCACCUGAAAUCGGUCGAGGACGAGAUGAAGCUGCCGGGCGGCGCCCUCGAGCUCGCGACGCGCCGCCGCAUGGCGGCCGAGUCCGUCGCGGGCUUUGUGGACCCGUCAAUUCCGCUGGCGCCGCCCGCGCACCGGUGGCAGGUCAACCUCCCGGGGUUUGUCUUUGCGUGCAACGGUACCACGAUCGACGAAGUGUUUGGGCGCAUGCUCUUUGGGCUGGCCAAAGACCACGAGCAAGUGGCGGCCAAGAACGUGCGCCCCGGGGCACCGCUCUUUCUGCUCAACAUGUCGGACCGCCAUGUGCUCGGUAUGUUUGAAGCCGUGACGCCGAUCGUGCCCAACAUGGUGCCGAACGCCUUUGCGCACAGCCCGAAUGUUCCGUCACCGUUCCCGAUCCAAGUCCGAUUUCAGAUUGUGUUGAACGCACCGCCGGUCCUCAACGACCACCUCAAGAGCCUUCCGGGCCUCGAGCGCGGGAUUCGCAUCGGGCCGCUCACACUCGCCGCCACGCAAGCCCUCGCCAACGUCUUUGCCGAGCGCUGCGGCGCGACCAACCUCGGGCCCAACGGCGAGCUGCUCACGCCCGUCGAUCCGUCGACGAUGCCGGGUGCGCCGACGACGGCACCACCGACCAUGACAACAUCCGCACCACCAUCAACAACGACAACGACGACGACGACGACGACGGCAACCGGUGAGCUUUUGGAGAAGAUUCCUGUGGGCAUCGAAGCCGACCACGAGUUUGGCCCCGUCCGCCGCAUCAUCGGCCCCGCCGGGUCGUACAUGAAGCGCAUCAUUGCCGAUGCGGGUGGGAACGCCAAGGUGCGCCUGCGCGGGCGUGGCUCCGGCUACGAGUCGAAUGGGAAAGACGCGGACGAGCCGCUCGUGCUGCUCGUCUCGGCGGCCAACGAGCAGAGCUUUCGCAUUGCGUGCGCCGCGUCCCGGGACCUCCUCGCGUCCGUGCACAACGACUUUCAGGCCUUCUUGCAGAAGGGCAGCCGCGGCGGCCCGCGCUUCCAACCGGGCUAUGGCGGGCCGCCGCCGCCGUUUGGCGGUCGUGGCAUGCGUCCACCUUUCUGGGGGCCACCGGGCGGCCCGCCGCCGCGAGGACCGCCCCCCGGGGGGCCGCCCAGCGGGGGGCCACCGCGAGGCCCGCCGCCGCGCCGACACAACGACUGA
Messenger RNA from Saprolegnia parasitica CBS 223.65, 1491 nucleotides. RefSeq lists its product as hypothetical. The record is from RefSeq and is a predicted model, not a curated record. Gene Ontology annotation, molecular function: RNA binding. The coding region runs from base 94 to 1491 and encodes 465 amino acids. The transcript is spliced from 4 exons. Lineage: Eukaryota; Oomycota; Saprolegniomycetes; Saprolegniales; Saprolegniaceae. Gene Ontology annotation, cellular component: nucleus.